GUUGAGGCAACAACUUAUCGUGGUAUGGCUUUUGUGACGAAGAAAUGGAGGAAGAGAGGAGUUACUUAGGUUUAUUAACUGGAAUAGCUCGCCAAACUUAUUAUCAAGAUGCAGAAAUAACUGAUGAUUUGUUAAAGAAUGAGCUUUAUCCUAAUUUGUCUGAGGAAGAAUUCAUGCGGAUAAGACAUCAAUGUGCAAAUUUGAUAAAGAGUAUGGCUGUUUCCGAUAUGGAUUUUAACCAGUUAGAAGCUUUCCUUACAUCGCAAGUAAAACGCAAGGGAGGAAUCACGAACGAACAAUCGAAGAUUUUGUCGAAAUUUUGGAAGACUCACAAAGCCAAAAUCCACUCUAGUCUAGUCGCUAAAUCUUGCUGGAACCAAACUCUGAAAGAUUUUCGUUGGAGAACGGAUCUUAAAAGCUGUACAAAAGAUAAUAACGAUGUUAAUGUGCCAAUCGCAAUCGUCGAUUUAGAAGUCGAAAAUAAAUGUGAUGAAAAUCAGGUUUCCCAUUCUAUAAAGUUCGAAAUCGAAAAGGAGAAAUUGGACGAUAUUGUAUCUAGUCUAAAAGAAAUAGAGUUGAUUUUGAAUAAUUACUGUAAAAAGUAAUUCUGAAACAUUCCAAUUAAUAAUUGUUCUAUUAUUGUGAUGUGUUUAUAUUAUAAAUCUCAAAUCCCAUUUUUAAAAGAAAAUUGUAAAACCUGAUUUUAUUUGAUGUAGCUGUUGUGAUGAAUGCAACAUGCACUUCAUUAUCAUCAGUGGGAGAGCCACUCAUUGUUAAUUUAAGAAUAUCGUUAUAAUUUCAUAAAAUAUUCCAAUAAUUUACUACAUAAUAUGUAUGGAUGGAAUGGUAAAAUAUCUUUACCAAAUUCAUUUUUCAAAAGAAUACUGUGUUUAUUCAUUGGUGAAUAUAGUGUGAGCAAAAUAUUACACUAACUGGAAGAAUUUUGAUUUUUUUUUUCCAGUAAUUAAGUAAACAAGACGGCUUAUUAAAAUUUUAUAUUAUAAAAA
Molecule: messenger RNA, 1007 nt
Organism: Centruroides sculpturatus (bark scorpion)
Lineage: Eukaryota; Metazoa; Arthropoda; Arachnida; Scorpiones; Buthidae
Product: COMM domain-containing protein 1-like
Exons: 3
Coding region: 45-605 (186 amino acids)
Biological process (GO): negative regulation of sodium ion transmembrane transport; regulation of proteasomal ubiquitin-dependent protein catabolic process; copper ion homeostasis
Cellular component (GO): endosome
Source: RefSeq, a predicted model, not a curated record